Cotesia glomerata is the source of this 3333-nucleotide messenger RNA. It is a transcript of the gene ich, whose product is annotated as probable serine/threonine-protein kinase DDB_G0282963. The coding region runs from base 1 to 3219 and encodes 1072 amino acids. Gene Ontology annotation, biological process: embryonic hindgut morphogenesis; regulation of transcription by RNA polymerase II; embryonic pattern specification. Lineage: Eukaryota; Metazoa; Arthropoda; Insecta; Hymenoptera; Braconidae. The record is from RefSeq and is a predicted model, not a curated record. The transcript has 3 exons. Gene Ontology annotation, cellular component: nucleus. Gene Ontology annotation, molecular function: DNA-binding transcription factor activity, RNA polymerase II-specific; RNA polymerase II transcription regulatory region sequence-specific DNA binding.
AUGUCCUGGUGUGCUCGUGUGCUGGAUAACGGUCCCCGCGGCGCCGUUGGCGGUUGCAACACCCCCGGCAGUAGAGUGGAUCCCUGGUGGAAUCCUGGUUCCCUCUUCCCAACUGUCUCGACACCAGGACCACCUAAAAUUGACGAGGGACCUACGGGAAUAAUAAAUCAACAUCAACAGUACUGUGGUCAGCAGCAGCAGCUGCAGCAACAACAACAACAACAACAACAACAACAACAACAACAACAACACCAACACCAACAUCAACACCAACACCAACAACACCAGCAACAACAACAACAACAACAACAAAAUAAUAAUCGUAAUACGUCUAGCCCUAUUUUAACGUAUUCAUUUUUAUCAUCAACUAUUCAACAACAACACUCUUAUGAUCAGUUGAACAACAAUAACGAUAAUCAAGAAAUAAAUAAAAAUUUGUGCUCAUCAUUGAAUAUUGUUUCUGGAACAACGAGUCCACCGAUAUUAUCUUCGUCACCGUCAUCGUCGUCGUCGACAUCGUCAAUAUUAUCCUCGGUAUCAUCAUUAACGUCAAGCUUCUGCCAAAUAGAUUCAUUGACAAAUCACUCAAACAGGUGUACCUCAGAUGUUUUAAGACUACCUACUACCCAAAGUACCUGUAAUAAUUUAUACGGCACUAACGCUACGAAUUUAUCUUUAAAACAAACAGAUAACGUUCUAUCCAACCUGCUUGCCCCGAAAUCAUCAGAUUCCUCGCAUAUUACGCGAGGAAUCAAUCACCACCAUAACCAUAGUCAUAGUCAUAAUCAUAAUCAUAAUCAUAAUCAUAAUCAUAAUCAUAAUCAAUCUGGUAGUGUUGCUGCUACUGCUGGAAGUAAUCGAACAGUAUUAUCAUCUUUAUUAACAGCAGCAGCAGCCGCCGCCGCAGCAGCAGUAGCCGCUGAAGUGGUAACAACAACUACUUCAUUAACAACAACCACAACAACAGCAGCAACAACUAUAACACCAGGUUCACCAAUUGCUAUUUCAACUUCAACUUCACCAAUAACAACAACAACAACGAAUAGUUUAGACUAUGCGACCGAUUCGACUGCCUCAACAUCUAUUGCUAGUAUUAUAAGAAAUUCAAGUGAAAAUACAUUAGAUACAACGACAAUAACAACAACAACAACAACAACAACAACGACAACAAAAACAACAUUGUCUUCACCAACCUCAUCAACUUCGUCACGAGAUUCAUUAACGGGUAUUCUUUCGUCACUUAAUGUAAGAAUUAAAUCAGAACCAACAGCUCAAGGAAAUAAUAGCAAUCAUAAUAUUAAUAAUGAAACGAUAGAUGAUUUGAAUAAUUCGACACAAUCAGGAUAUUGUACAUCACUAUUGAGUUCUUUACUCUCAACAUCAAGAAUAUCAUCAAAUACAUCCGAUGCAAUAAAUAACAAUAUACACAAUAACAGCAAUAAUCAAGAUAGUAAUAAUAUUAAAGUUGAAUAUUCGUUAAAUGUACCAUCACCUCAGGGUAAUGUUUUACAAGUUACUGAAGAAAAUUUAACAGCUACAUCACCUUACGAUAUAAUAAGCACCAGUGGUCAAUCGCUUCAUAAUAAUAAUAAUAAUAAUAAUAAUAAUAAUCACCAUCACCACCACCACCAUCAUCAUCAUCAUCAUCAUCUUAAUCACCAAAAAAACGGUGAUAAAAACCACACUAAUAUUGGGAUUGUAACUCCAUCAGUGAUAUCAGCAACAGAUAUAGGCGCUCUCGAUAUGAAGUAUGAGACUCAAUCAGUUCCAGGCUCUGGUGGACCACAUUUAACGGGAUCAACAGGUAUUGAACCACCUCACAGUAGCAGUCAAUCGAGUGGACUUGUUGUUGUAGGGGGAGGUUCACCAUCUGAAGUAGUUGGUGUUGACAGCCUUUUAUUGCCAUGGACCACCAGUGGUCCCGAUUUUCUUGAACCGUCGGAUGUUAAACAAACAACAACUGGUUCUAUUCAAGAUACUUGGGAUACACUUUUACUGGGAUCAUCAGUGGGUGUCACUUCUGCCCAUUCAUUGGCUGAAUUGAAACCAUUACCACCAUUUACUGGUUAUACUGGACAUUUGAGUAUUAAUGGAAUACCUGGACAUCAUUACCACACGAUAGCGUCAUCGGCACAAAGACCAACUAUACAAUCAUCAUCUUCCCCUACACCAUCUUCUAAUCACGAAUACUAUGAAUCCUCAGUUGUAUCAUCCAGUACGCCUUGUCCACAGUCAACUCAAAAAUCAAAUCAACAAUCGCAUCAGUUACCCCAAUCAACAACUCAACAAGUUGAUUAUGAUAUUGAGGACAUUGCUGAAAUAAUAGGCUCUGCUAUUGCCGAUACAACCGUACCCGGUGGUGGUAGUGGUGGUGGUGGUAGUGGUGGUGGUGGUGGAAAUGGUGAUAAUAAUAAUAGUGGUAAUGUUGGUGGUAGUGGUGGUGGUGGUGGUGGUGGUGGUGGUGGUAAUAGUGGAGGUAAUGGACCUGGCUCGGAAAAUGAUCCUGAUAAUUCGAGAGAUUGGAUUGAUAUUGCCGAAUGGAUUGAUACUGCUUGCUCACCAAAAACCCACGAAACCUCAUCACCAAUUCCCUACCCACAAAUAUACGCCUCACAAACAAAUCAUCAGCCUAAUCAUAAUCAUAAUCAUAAUCAUAACCAUAACCAUAAUCAUAAUCAUAAUCAUAAUCACAGUCAUAAUCAGCAUGGAUCAACCUUACAAAGUUUAUUAACAACAACGAGUUAUGCACCUUUACUUCAAGCAAGACUUCAAGCUGGUAAUAAUACGGGUCUACAAAAUCCAUCAUGUGGUGAAACACCCUCCUCGACAAGUCCAUAUCCUCCUGUUAGUCCACCUGGUAGAGUAUCAACCUCCUGUAGUCCAGAUCAUUUGCUACAUUCUUCGUUUGCUGCACCAUCUCACACGCGAAAACGAUCUCGUCCAUCACCAGCUGGUAAUCAAAAUCCUUCGAAAAAAAAUCCAGCUACUGCAGCAUUACCGUACGGUACCGAAUCAAGUCUGAUUGGUGGUAAAGAAAAACCCGUUCACCGAUGUUCUAUUUGUAAUCGAGGAUUUCUUAAUAAAAGCAAUAUAAAGGUUCAUUUGAGAACCCAUACAGGUGAAAAACCAUUUAGGUGUGAAGUUUGUGGAAAAGCUUUUCGACAAAAAGCUCACCUUAUUAAACAUCAACAAAUUCAUAAAAGAAUCGGUAGGGAUUAGAAAUUAUUAUUUAUUAUUUUCUUUUUUUUUUUUGUCAACAUCUAUUAAGAGUUGACAAUUAUCCAGAUCACACAUAUAUCAAAAUAAUAAUAACAACAGACAAAUAAUCAUUAU